CACAAAAUUUAGUCUAUGGUGUACUAAGCAUUGAUGUUGCGUUGCCCUUGACUCCCUCUAUCUAAUUACUGUUUUUAAAAGUUAUUUGCGAAUAUUUUACUGAAAUUGUAUAUCUCAAGUUUGCUUUCUUCCGUAUAAAUGUUUUAACGAGUGAAAUUUGUGUUUGCUAAACUGCUGUGUUCUUUAUUUUGUGUAGCGUCACCUGACUGAGCUCAUUGUCAUUUCCCGCCAUUGUGGCCUGUGAAUUUGAUAUUAAUAAGAUUUUCUGUGCGUGCGCGUUAAUAUUUAGAUGAAUAUUAAAUAAUUAGUGCACCUAAGUUAUGUCAUUACACGGUAAUGACGUUUGUUUGCUAGAAGUGGAAGACUAUAACUUAUACGAAGAAGAGGCAUCUGAUCACGCUUUGACCAGUGACAAGCAUCCAGGAUCAGGAAGGAAGACAAUGGAGGCUGAAAAGCGGAUUCGAAGAGAAAUUGCUAACAGCAAUGAACGUCGACGAAUGCAGAGUAUUAACGCUGGGUUCCAAGCACUACGUACUCUGCUACCACGACAUGAGGGAGAAAAGCUGAGCAAAGCUGCCAUACUACAGCAGACAGCUGAAUAUAUUUACAACUUGGAACAAGAAAAGACGAGACUUCUUUCUCAGAAUUGUCAAUUGAAGAGAUUGCUAAAUCAACAUGAAGGAGGUGAAAUACCCCUGAAGAAGAGAAAAGGAGAUGUUAUUACUCAUGUGCCAGCCAUAAUUCCUGACUCUACUGAAGAUACUUUAACCACAUCCAGAUCACCUGAGCCAGUGGCUGUGAUAUCUGUGACAAGUGUUCCUCAGAAAAAAGAAGUUGAAAGCAGUGAAUUACGAGUUCAGCUUGAUCGUGAACGGAGACUUCGACGGCACUUGGAAGAGCGUCUACAUUCACUCGAAGCUCAAAUUUACCCAAACAAUGCCCAUGAAUUAAGUCGUCCUGUAAUUCAUUUUGAACAAACUGACAUUGCAGAAUGUAAAUUGGAAAGUGAGGAAGUAGAGCCGCCUCCUGUUGAGCCCCCUGUUGUAGCGGCUCCAUUGCUAGAAGCCGCCAUCAAAGCAGAACCACGUGUCGAAGUGGAAGUUCUUCCUGAUGCAACUCAUGAUGCACCAUCACGACUCUAUCUCGCAAGCACUAGUCGACAGAACCUGGAAACUAUUGUGGAAGCCAUCCGUCACCUUGAGGGGGACCAUUUGUUCCGCGAAGAAGCAGGUGAUGCACCUCUGGCUCUUACUAAAAAGGCAGAACAUCCGCCACCUCCAAGACCUGGUGUAAUUGUUGUAAAGCAUUCGUGAUUGCAUUUUCGUGUUUAGGACUUUAAGCUCGUAAAUUUGCUUCAGCUUAGCGAGCACUCCUGACCCUCCUCGAAUAUAGUUUUAAAUUUUUAGUUGUUUAAAAUCUUUUCCAAAGUGACGAAUCGAUAAGUCUGCGUCUUUGUUUAUUUUUAUAACGCAUUGAAGUCGAAUCGAUUAAUGGUAUAGAAUUAGCUGGAUGCGUUGUCGCGUAUGCCGAACGGCGCUGUGCUUAGUUUAGUCUCAAAUGUAAUUAUAUUAAAUUUUAUGUUAAUUUAGCUGUAUGCAGCAUGUGUUGAUGGAAAGAGGAUUGACUGACUUGUGUAAGAUUAGAUGAUGAAGGAUAUUGUACACCAUGCCGCGUGCCAAUAUGAUUUAAUUCCAUAAGACAACAUUUUUAAAAUGGAAUAAAUGUGUAAUAGGAGUGAAAAUAAAUUGACUAUUUGACAUAGUCAUAUGAAUGAUUAUGGAGGCUUACUUGUAAAGUACUAAAGGGCACUGGAUUGUUCUUUAGUGAAAACAUUUGGCUUAUGUAGAAAAUAACCCUGCACUGAGCUAGUUGAGCAUUUUAAAUUUACUAUUACAGUAAAAAAUUGAUCACUGUUAGCUUGUCCAGCUUUAGGCAGAUUGCAGGGUAUGCAGCAGGCAUGCGGCGAUAAAACGUUUUGACUUACUCAGUUAUUAAUUAAUUUAAUAUUAAAUCUCGAUACUAUUUUAAUUAAUGUAUGAAAAAGUCACAUGAUGUAAAUUUUGUAGGUGCAUAGUUAAAUAAUAAUAAUGGUGUUUUGGAUUAGUCACUAAAUUUGACCCUCAUCAACAAUAUGUUGGUGUGCCAUUUGUAUUAGUAUACAUGAUAAAUUCCUUGCGACAAGAUACUCGGAAUUCAAGAUAAUAGGAAAAGAAUCACUUCGACAUUCUAUUGAAAAAUUGAUAUAGAAUCUAUAAUUAUUAUAAUGUAUUGACUAAUGUUUAUCCAGUGUUGCUUCUUUUUGUUCAUGUUAGAUAGAAUGCCCAGUGUAAUGCGUAUUUGAUAUGUGACAUUAGUAAAUUAUAGGCGCUUCAUGCAGCCAUCCCUAAAUUAUAGAUACAGAAAUUUUAGAGCAUUCCAUAUUGUUGAAUUCUCAUUGAAGAGAAUAUCUCAUGCAGAAUACUGCACGAGAUAUAGUUGAUUGAAACACAAGUUAAUGAUGUAUUUAUUGUAUUCAAUUUAACUGAUUAGUAUAAUUAUGUAUUGCUUCAUAUAAGCAUUCUUUAAUUGAAACUCUACUUUUAGGUCUUAAUCAGUUAGGAUUUAUAGAUAGUGUAGUUGACAAAGAGUGACAAUGUGUUACUAAAUACCCCAUUUUACAGAAUGUUUCAUUUAACAUUGUUUUUUAAAGAACUAUCAACAUGUAUCAUGUCACAAUAUCGUGGGAUAAAAUAAUUAAUUCAUAAUAGUAUAAUCUAUACCAGGCACUUGAUCUAAAUAUAUUUUGACACCAAUGUUCAAUCAAGUUAUUUAUAUUGGAAUUACAGUUAUUAUUCUUCUGUACCAAAUAGGUGACGAUAUAAUCUACCCUUGGGAUUAAAAAAAUAAAGUGAACAAUCAUGUUUCACUUUUACUUUAUAAGAGUUAAGGUUCACAGUUCUUACAUUUUCUGUGACUUAGGUUAUAUAAUUCUAUACAGUGAUUAGUUAACAUUCGCUUUAAUGUGCUGACAUUUUUUGUUAAAAAUGUGAAAUGCUGUGCUCUUUUGUUAAUAUUUUUCAUUUGUAAGUUUUGAAUGUAUUUUAAGUUUGACUCAGCAACAGAGUGGAUGAACAAGUACAACGCAUUGCAGACUUCAUAAUGCUAUGGUCUUGUCAUGUCCAUGAAACCAUAUGAAUUUUUAAGACUGAUCAAUUCAAUAUUAAGUUAUGCUAGUUGAAAGUCACCAUAUUGAUAGAAUAAUGUGUGUACGUGUGUGUGUGUUACGUUUAUCUAGCUAUUUAUAUGUAUGUAUGUUGUGAUAUUGUAGUCCAAAAUUGUGUUGUGAACCUGAUAAUUUUACAGAGAUCAAAACACUGUUAACAUUAGCAAUAAAAUGUCAAUCAUACCUUGCGGUACAUGUAGUCAAAUUUUACGUGUAGAUAAGUUUUCCAUUAUGAAAGUUAAAAUAUAUUUAUACAUGAGAGAUCUCUCUAACUCUAUCAGGUUAUUAAGUGUUGUGGUGUGAUACAGCGUAUUCAGUGUAUGUAGUGUAUGUAUUUUACUAGGACAUUAUAUUAUAAUUUUAUAGCACUCUAAACACAAACUCAGUUGAACUAGUUGAAAAAAUCAAAAAUGGCCCAUGUAGAAGAUUAAUUAAAAUUAAGUUUUCGCUCUAUAUCGCAUUACGUCACGUUUGAGUAAAUUGUACUCAAACGUGACGUAACUCAGGUAGAGUAGAAAAGAUAUGUCUCAUAUGUUUUCUGUAUAAAAAUAUAAAUGUCAUCUCUGUUUUUAUAACUUGUUCCUAUAAAAACAGAAUAAAUUAUUUGUGUUUAGAGGAGCCUUUUUACAUACUUUUUGUUCCCGACGCUUAUUUCUCACUCUGUUUCUGAGUCCAUAGCUAUAAGGAGUUGUCUGCCUACCGCCUUUACAUUAUGUCAGUAUAGGAUAAUUAACAAUGUAACAUAACGGACUUGGUUAUACUAUUAGUGUAGUCAAAAAUAGUAAUAAGAGAUUUUAAGUCAAAGAAGCAAGUUGAAUUGUUUAAAAUGUGUUAUUAUUUAUGUCUUAAAGUAUUAAAAUGGUUAUUUCUUAUUAAUUAGUUUGUAAAUGAUGAUCGUCUGUAUAUUUAAUCGACCUCUUUUCUUUGUAUAUUUCUCUAAAAACCAAUAAAACAAAAUGUUUGAAACUUAAACACUAUAUGUUUUUAUUAAUAUAUGCAUGCAUUUUUGUUCGAACUUUAAAAGACUGACGAUAUUUACUAAAUCAUCAAGACAGUCGUUUACUUAAAUGCACAAUAUAAAUACCUAGUGGUCUCUUAAUAUUAUUAUAGUACCUAAAUAGUAAUCUCGGAAAAGCAUUUGAAUUUUCACUGUCAACCAAUUUAAACUAGUUUCUAAUAAGAUAGUCUUACAAUGGACACCUAAUCCUAUAUAGAUUUGAUUACGAAAAAAUAAGAUUAGACAUACUAAUGUCAUUGUAAUUUGCGUUCUAUAUAGAUAUAGUAAAACACUAAUGAGUAAGGUAUGAUCAACUGAUCAACUUGAUUAAUGAUUUAGGUGUACACUGUGAGACACUGUUAGCUAUAAUUUCUAUCAACUUGUAAGUAAUUAAUAUUGUUGCUAGUAAGUUAUAGUUGAUAUUGAUAAUAAUAUUUUAUCAUUCUAAUAGACAGAAGACGGUGAAUGUGGCAUGUUUUAUUGGUUUUUAGCAUGUUCAAUGUGAAUAUUUCCAUUUUCUACACUCUAUCGCAUUUUAUUGUAAUGGACUAAGUGGGUGUUAUUUUAAACAUUAUGCAAAAUAAAACAAUUGGUAUUCAACAAUUGUAAGUCAUUAUUAUUUUGACAAACAUAUAUGUUUAAAAUAAUUCAAGAUUAACUAUAAAACCUUAUAAUAACGUCGUUCAAUUAAGUCAUCUGAUAAAACAUUUUAUAAUAUAAAAUUAAGUCUGAAAUAAAAAUCGUACUUGAUUGCCACAGUUUCAAUUGCAUUUA
Messenger RNA from Spodoptera frugiperda (fall armyworm), 4973 nucleotides. RefSeq names its product transcription factor AP-4 (gene crp). NCBI's taxonomy places the organism in Eukaryota, Metazoa, Arthropoda, Insecta, Lepidoptera, Noctuidae. The transcript is spliced from 3 exons. Gene Ontology annotation, molecular function: DNA-binding transcription factor activity, RNA polymerase II-specific; RNA polymerase II cis-regulatory region sequence-specific DNA binding; protein dimerization activity. Gene Ontology annotation, biological process: regulation of transcription by RNA polymerase II. The record is from RefSeq and is a predicted model, not a curated record. Gene Ontology annotation, cellular component: nucleus. The coding region runs from base 321 to 1313 and encodes 330 amino acids.